Mollisia scopiformis is the source of this 2296-nucleotide messenger RNA. RefSeq lists its product as uncharacterized. The coding region runs from base 200 to 2026 and encodes 608 amino acids. The record is from RefSeq and is a predicted model, not a curated record. The transcript is spliced from 3 exons. NCBI's taxonomy places the organism in Eukaryota, Fungi, Ascomycota, Leotiomycetes, Helotiales, Mollisiaceae.
GGCGGUGAUUGGGUUGAUCUUCUCACUUUCCAUCCCCAAACUCGCAGGCCAAACCGCUUCAACCACCACCAGCGAACUCAACCACGACACCGCAACGACAAUUCCCACACAUUCACGCAACCCCUCCCACUACUGCAUAUCUUUUUCAUGACUUCCCUCUUUCCCACCCGACGACAAUUCCGCAACUAUACCCGUCAGCAUGGCUGACCAGUGCAUUGUCUGCCUCGAGGACUUGGACGCUGUUCCUGACGCCUCGAUUCACGAUGAUCUCCCAGUGGUGGCGGUUACCACCGAAGACCACCAGCAAUCAACCCAUCCCAGCACAACCACCACCAGCGAGCCUAUUGCCCUGAUCAAACCUUGCAACCAUGUAUUGCACGACGAGUGUUUACGGGCUUGGUCGCAGAAAGCAAAUAGCUGCCCUAUUUGCCGCCAAACAUUCAAUCUGGUCGAGGUACUAGAUAAGGUUGGAGGUACCGUAUUAUCCGAAUAUGCUGUUGAAGACAAGAAACAAGUAGCAGAAUUUGAUCCAAACGCCUGGGUCGAGGAUCAAUUCGAGGAAGAGGAAGAAAGUCGUCCCUGCCCAGUAUGCGGAGAAGCCGAUCAAGAAGAGGUGCUCCUCCUCUGUGAUAGCUGCGAUGCACCAUAUCAUACACACUGUAUUGGCCUUGGAGAUCGAGUCCCGCAUGGACACUGGUUCUGUAUGGAAUGUGCGGACGAGGGAGCCUACGCAAGAGCUGCUGGUGCUACCCAAGACCAAACUCGCAACGAACCCAUCUCAGGACGAAGGGGCCCAAGAACUCAGGCUGGUGUUCGACGUAGCCGUCAGCGACUGAGAAAUGACCACUGGGUUGGUGCUUGGAGUCUAUUCAGCAGUCGAAUCCAUAAUGUCGCCGGAUUGGACUUGGACUUUUCCGACGAUGACCUGUCUAUGGCCGACUAUCGUCGCCAUCAACGCCGCACUUCCGAUGAACGAAGAGAAUUCCAACGAUGGCAGCAGAGGCUGAAUAUCGCUGGUCGUCAAGGAGCAAGAGAAGUGUUUCGAGCCGCCGCUCCUGUCAGAAUUCGCUCCCCGACUCCUGCCGAAACAAUAGAGGAGACUCGAGCAUGGGGCGCUUUCGAGAAAGCCAAGGAAAUGGAUACGAAGAGCCCAAGAAGCCGGAAGAGAAAGUCGCGAUCAGUAACUGCAUCACCAGCUGAAGGUCCAUCAGCGCCACCAGCAGAACCAGAACGAAAACUCAAGCGACCUCGUACCAGAAGAGUGCUCAACCAGCCUGAAGCAUCAUCCUCUUCAGCAGCAGGGUCCAGUCGCCAAAUGAAUGGCCAACGUGCAGAAUCACCCACAGCUCGAAUUCUUAAUGACACAACUGGAGAGCCCUCGUUCCUAUCUUCGCUUCUCAAAGAGGUCGAAAUGAAUCCGACUUCAGACGACGAUCGAUCGGCUUUCAGUGCCACUACCACAUCUGGACCGAAUCGCGUCACAAGUCCGUCCGUCGACUAUUCCUCUCCUGCUGCAUCGCCAGUAUCAUCUUCGCCUUACCACACACCGAGAGCUUCGUCAAUGACACCUCCACCUCACAUCAGCAAACGCUCGGGCUCACCGCUGCCGCUGACUUCCAGAGUGGAACCAAUAUUUCCGCCUGCAGAAUAUUCGCCGAAUCGAUCACCACCCGAAAGCAAAUCAGAACAAGAACAAAUAUCCCCUAUAACGGAGUUACGACAACCACGACCUCGACGACAAAAACCUGUAACACUACCCCGCUCUCAAGAGACAUCACCAACUCGCGCGGUCUUGCCUAUUGAAGCUAAGGAAGGCAUCAACAAGAUUGUUAAAUCUGCUCUUGCGCCGCACUGGAAAUCCAUGGAGAUCACCAAGGAGCAAUAUGCAGAAAUCAAUCGCGAUGUAUCACGGAAACUGUACGAAACCAUCAACUUUCGCAAUCUGAAUGAUGAGAAAGAGAAAUGGGCUUGUGAGAAGAUUGCUACUGCAGAGGUAGCAACAGCUGUCAAAGCAUUAACCGCAUGAACUUGCACAGAAGGAUAUGAACACAUUUUGGGAAUUGGCGAAUAUGGUUGCUUUGGGGACUCGAGGCGUACUUAGAGAUACCCGGUAUAAGCAUGAAAUCACGGUGUUGGCAUGGGAUAUGAGGUUCUCUUAAGAUAUCUGUCAUGAGACAGGAUAUGAUUUGUAACUUAGCUAGGCGUUCUCGCGUGGAUCUUUGUUGCAUUGCGAAGCUUGCAUACUUGGCUGUUUAUGUUCAUAGACGACUGAAAUGCAAGACAUUAAAUUUUGCUU